Messenger RNA from Sphaeramia orbicularis (orbiculate cardinalfish), 2123 nucleotides. RefSeq names its product relaxin family peptide receptor 3.3b (gene rxfp3.3b). Bases 243 to 1394 code for a protein of 383 amino acids. NCBI's taxonomy places the organism in Eukaryota, Metazoa, Chordata, Actinopteri, Kurtiformes, Apogonidae. Gene Ontology annotation, biological process: G protein-coupled receptor signaling pathway; positive regulation of cytosolic calcium ion concentration; calcium-mediated signaling. Gene Ontology annotation, cellular component: external side of plasma membrane; membrane. The transcript has a single exon. The record is from RefSeq and is a predicted model, not a curated record. Gene Ontology annotation, molecular function: C-C chemokine receptor activity; C-C chemokine binding.
GGGCACCAGCAGAACAUAAAGUGAGCUGCGCGCACACGGGGCUCAGCAGUAAACCUGGAACCGGCGGAGGUGAGAGUAGCUCCGCUUAGUUCUGAGGAAACAGAAGAGCAGAUAAAUCCACGGGGAGGAGAACAUGAGCUGCGGGGAAGCUCCACACCUGCACGCGCUGGUGGGCUCUUUUCUCCGGGUGCGCAGGAGGUGAUGCGCUCUGAGACACUAGGGUUGUUUAUGUUCAACAGAGGAUGGGUGAGCUGUGGAACCACAACACAACUACCCCCUGGAACCGGUCUGCGGGUCAGGACCGGUUCAGCAGCCUGGAUGACAUCGACAUGCCUGCGGACGGCUCUCCCACUCUGCGCAUCCUCAUCUCCAUCGUGUACUCGGUGGUGUGCGCAGCUGGACUGGUCGGAAACCUACUGGUGUUUUUCCUGAUGAAAGUGCGUCGGGGCAGGAAGAAGCGCUCCAGUAUCAACUUAUUCAUCCUUAACCUGGCCGUGACGGACUUCCAGUUUGUGCUGACCCUGCCCUUCUGGGCUGUGGACACGGCUCUGGACUUCAGCUGGCCCUUUGGAAACGCAAUGUGUAAGAUCAUCCUCUCCGUGACCGUGAUGAACAUGUACGCCAGCGUGUUUUUCCUCACUGCCAUGAGCGUCACUCGGUACUGGUCGGUGGCCUCUGCCCUCAAAGACCGGACCCGGAGACGCGUGUGCCCGGUGCGCUGGGUGAUCGCGGGGCUGUGGGUCUCCGCCACCGUGGCCUCUUUGCCCACAGCCAUCUUCUCCACUGUUAAGAGCGUGGCGGGUGAAAGGCUGUGUCUGUUGGGUUUCCCAGAUGGACAGUCGUGGCUCGCCCUGUACCACCUCCAGAAGAUCCUGGUGGCUUUUGUGUUCCCCAUGCUGAUCGUCACUGUGUGCUACCUGCUCCUGUUGCGCUUCGUCCGCCUGCGCAGUAUGAACAACAACCAGGUGAAGCGGAGGUCCAGGGUGACCCGGUCCGUCACCAUUGUGGUCUUGUCCUUCUUCAUCUGCUGGAUGCCCAACCACGCCAUUACAUUCUGGGGUGUACUGGUGAAAUUUAACGUGGUGAACUGGGAUAAGACCUACUACAUGGUGCACACGUACAUCCACCCGGUGACCGUGUGCCUGGCGCACACCAACAGCUGCCUGAACCCGGUGCUCUACUGCCUGAUGCGGAGGGAGUUCAGGAAGAAGAUGAAAGAACUGUUCUGGAGGAUUUCCUCUCCCACCGGGGCCAACACCUGCCACCUUCGGCCGUUCUCCGGGACAGUGAGAGCGGAGCCGGAUGACACACAGAUAGUCAUCCCGCUGAAUAACGUGGAGACGGAGAACUGCCGUCUGUCUGUGUUAACAGAGCAGUGUGACACCGACAAGUAACCCUGGCAGUAACCAUGAAGUCUGCUGGUAGUCUGAAACUUAGUAUUAAUUAUCCACAGAAACAAUGACUCUAAUUACUCUGUGAUUUAUCCUGGCGUACACUACUAGAUCGUGUUCGUGCGCCUUCAUAGUUGGAAAAGCACCCUUCAGAUUGUGCCAAACAGACGCCCUUUGCAAAAAAUUAAGUAACAAACACACGUGGCGCAUUUGAUGUUCUUUGUCUUUGCAUCACAGGGUUUUAUUUCCAUAAUCACUGUUUAAAGGUGGGAAGCACAAAAGAACUGAACUCUUGUGCGUAAAUUGCGCACGAUUACGCGCAGUGCGUCAAACCAUCCAGUUGUAUUUCUGCCUUUCAUCACCACACUAAGGAUCUGUUGUCGCAGCGACGCUCAAAUCGUUUCUUUCGUUUGGAAAGCUCACCCGUUUUUCGUCAUUAUUAAAAAAAAUAUAUAUAUAUAUAUAUAUUUAAUGGCAUUUUGACUAAACGCCACAUCUGAUGCUGCUUUGUGCUCAAAGUGCUCUCUGUGCUGUAUUGGAGCUGAGGAAUGAGUCCACUCGUGAUUGUGCAGGAGAGAAAAUCAACCUGCUGCUGCUUCGAACAUGACGUUGUGGAGUAUUCUAGAUAUUUAUUGUUGAUGGUGUGUUCAAUGUAAAGCUUGUGAAUGUACAAAAAAAUACCAAAACAACCUUAAAAUAUUUUGACAAUAAAUGUUUCUAUUUGUGUUCUCA